Molecule: messenger RNA, 1347 nt
Organism: Lates calcarifer (barramundi perch)
Lineage: Eukaryota; Metazoa; Chordata; Actinopteri; Centropomidae
Product: annexin A2
Exons: 13
Coding region: 153-1169 (338 amino acids)
Cellular component (GO): cytoplasm
Molecular function (GO): phospholipase inhibitor activity; calcium ion binding; cytoskeletal protein binding
Source: RefSeq, a predicted model, not a curated record
UCCAGGCAGUGAGAUAGGGCCGAGUGCGUGUGGUGUGUGUGUGUGUGUGAGUCAGCUGGUAUAUAAACACCACACCCUGCCCAGUCCUGGAUCAUAACGGAGCUGCUGCUCGCUGCCUCACUGCUGCUGCUUCUCUGAAGGUUAAACUCAUCAUGGCGCUGGUGUCUGAGUUUCUGGGCCAACUGACGCUGUCGUACGGAGCGGAAGAGGAACCUAAAUUCCCCACAGUGGUGCCGGUACGAGACUUCGACCCAGCCAAAGAUGCCGCCAGGAUUGAGACGGCCAUCAAAACCAAAGGUGUAGAUGAACAGACCAUCAUCGACAUCCUGACCAGACGAAGCUACGAGCAGCGCAGAGAGAUCGCCUUCGAAUAUGAACGAAUCGCCAAGAAGGACCUGAUCACAGCCCUGAAGGCGGCACUGUCCGGCUCACUGGAGGCUCUGAUGUUGGGACUGAUGAAAAGCACUGCUCAAUAUGAUGCCUCCGAGCUCAGAGCCUCCAUGAAGGGACUGGGAACAGACGAGGAGACUCUGAUUGAGAUCGUCUGCUCCAGGAACAACGAGGAGCUGGUGGAGAUCAAGAGGGUUUACAGAGAGAUGUUUAAGAAGGAACUGGACAAAGACGUCGCAGGAGAUACGUCAGGAGACUUCGCUAAACUUUUGCUGGCUCUGGUUCAGACAAAGAGAGACGAACCCUCUAAUGUCAUUGACUAUCAGAAGAUUGACGAGGAUGCCAGAUGUUUGUAUGAAGCUGGGGUGAAGAGGAAGGGAACUGACGUGGCGACCUGGAUCUCCAUCAUGUCUCAGAGGAGCGUCCCCCACCUGCAGAAAGUGUUUGAGAGGUAUAAGAGCUACAGUCCCUACGACAUGAAGGAGAGCAUCAGGAAGGAGGUGAAGGGAGACCUGGAGAAGUCCUUCCUCACUCUGGUUGAGUGUUUUGAGAACAGACAGCUGUACUUCGCCAACAGACUCAGUGAAGCCAUGAAGAGUAAAGGGGCAAAGGAGAAGGUGGUGACCAGGAUCAUGGUUUCUCGCUGUGAAGUCGAUCUGAUGAAGAUCAGGACAGAGUUCAAGAGGCAGCACAAGAGGUCACUGUACCAGACCAUUGCUGAGCACACUAAAGGAGAUUACCAGAAGGCUCUGCUCAGUCUGUGUGGAGGAGACGACUGAACCCUCAGCUCUGUCUGGACUCAGUUUCCCAGAAGGCAGUUGGAUUUUAAAAUGUCAGCUGACUGCAGAUGUUCGUACAGUGUUAGAGCCCUUUGUUAAGUUCAUAUUAAACAGAGUGUGUCGCCUCCUUCUUUUGAGCAGCUUCUGUUUCUGAAAUAAAAAUAAAAACUUUUCAGCA